This is a messenger RNA of Elephantulus edwardii (Cape elephant shrew), 4419 nucleotides long. It is a transcript of the gene DAPK1, whose product is annotated as death-associated protein kinase 1. Lineage: Eukaryota; Metazoa; Chordata; Mammalia; Macroscelidea; Macroscelididae. Gene Ontology annotation, cellular component: cytoplasm; nucleus. The coding region runs from base 109 to 4401 and encodes 1430 amino acids. Gene Ontology annotation, biological process: intracellular signal transduction; positive regulation of apoptotic process; protein phosphorylation. The record is from RefSeq and is a predicted model, not a curated record. Gene Ontology annotation, molecular function: protein binding; protein serine/threonine kinase activity; ATP binding. The transcript has 25 exons.
GUCUGGAGUCUGUUGCAUGAGGGGCCCACGGAGGCGCUGGAGUGGUGAUGAUGGUUCGGGAGGCGGAGCUGAAGUGCGCUGAGUCUCGGUGAGGCGUGACACUUUAUCAUGACUGUUUUCAGACAAGAAAACGUGGAUGAUUACUACGACACCGGCGAGGAGCUUGGCAGUGGGCAGUUUGCGGUUGUGAGGAAAUGCCGAGAGAAGAGCACGGGUCUCCAGUAUGCAGCCAAAUUCAUCAAGAAGAGGAGGACGCGGUCCAGCCGGCGGGGGGUGAGCCGCGAGGACAUCGAGAGGGAGGUCAGCAUCCUGAAGGAGAUCCAGCACCCUAAUGUCAUCACCCUACAUGAGGUCUAUGAGAACAAGACGGACGUCAUUCUGAUUCUAGAACUUGUUGCAGGUGGUGAGCUAUUUGACUUCUUAGCUGAAAAGGAAUCUUUGACCGAAGAAGAAGCAACUGAAUUUCUCAAACAAAUUCUCAGUGGUGUUUACUAUCUUCACUCCCUUCAGAUCGCCCAUUUUGACCUCAAGCCUGAAAACAUAAUGCUUUUGGAUAGAAAUGUUCCCAAACCUCGGAUUAAGAUCAUUGACUUUGGAUUGGCCCAUAAAAUUGACUUUGGAAAUGAAUUCAAAAACAUAUUUGGGACACCAGAGUUUGUUGCUCCUGAGAUUGUCAACUAUGAACCCCUUGGCCUUGAAGCAGACAUGUGGAGCAUCGGAGUAAUAACCUAUAUUCUUUUAAGUGGUGCCUCCCCCUUUCUUGGAGACACAAAACAAGAAACAUUAGCAAAUGUAUCUGCUGUCAACUAUGAAUUUGAGGACGAAUACUUCAGUGGUACCAGUGCCCUAGCCAAAGAUUUCAUCAGAAGACUUCUGGUCAAAGAUCCAAAGAAGAGAAUGACAGUUAAGGACAGUUUGCAACACCCCUGGAUCAAGCCUAAAGAUACCCAGCAAGUACUCAGUAGAAAAGCAUCUGCAGUAAACAUGGAAAAGUUCAAGAAGUUCACAGCACGGAAAAAAUGGAAACAAUCAGUCCGCUUGAUAUCACUGUGCCAAAGACUUUCCAGGUCAUUUUUGUCCAGAAGUAACAUGAGUGUGGCCAGAAGCGAUGAUACUCUGGAUGAAGAAGACUCCUUUGUGAUGAAAGCCAUCAUUCAUGCCAUCAACGAUGACAAUGUCCCAGGCCUGCAGCACCUUCUGGGCUCUCUGUCCAACUAUGAUGUCAAUCAACCCAACAAGCAUGGGACACCGCCAUUACUUAUUGCUGCUGGCUGUGGGAAUAUUCAGAUGCUUCAGUUGCUCAUUAAAAGAGGCUCAAGGAUCAAUGUCCAGGAUAAGGGAGGAUCCAAUGCCAUCUACUGGGCCUCUCGGCAUGGUCAUGUAGAAACCUUGAAAUUUCUCCAUGAAAACAAAUGCCCUUUGGAUGUUAAAGACAAGUCGGGGGAGACAGCCCUCCAUGUGGCAGCUCGCUAUGGGCACGCAGAUGUCGUUCAGCUGCUAUGCAGUUUUGGCUCCAAUCCCAACUUCCAGGACAAGGAGGAAGAGACCCCACUGCACUGUGCUGCCUGGCACGGCUACUACGCUGCUGCCAGAGCCCUCUGUGAAGCGGGCUGUAACGUAAACAUCAGGAACCGGGAGGGAGAGACACCGUUGCUCACAGCUUCAGCCCGUGGCUUCCAUGACAUCGUGGAGUGUCUGUCAGAGUACGGCGCUGACCUCGAUGCCUCCGACAAGGAUGGACACAUUGCUCUUCAUCUUGCGGUCCGGCGAUGUCAGAUGGAGGUCAUCAAGACGUUGCUCGGCCAAGGGUGUUUGGUUGACUUCCAAGACAGACACGGCAACACCCCCCUGCACGUGGCCUGCAAGGAUGGCAGUGUGCCCAUUGUGAUGGCCCUCUGUGAGGCAAACUGCAGUUUAGACAUCUCAAACAAGUACGGCCGGACCCCUCUACAUCUUGCUGCCAACAACGGGAUUCUGGAUGUGGUCCGGUAUCUCUGUGUGGCUGGUGCCAACGUGGAAGCCCUCACUUCAGAUGGGAAGACAGCCGAAGAUCUUGCUAAAUCGGAACAGCAUGAACAUGUGGCCGGACUUCUUGCAAGACUCCGGAAGGAUGCUCACCGAAGCCUCUUCAUCCAGCAGCUCCGACCCACACAGAAUUUCCAGCCAAGAAUCAAACUCAAGCUGUUUGGCCACUCGGGGUCUGGGAAGACCACUCUUGUGGAGUCCCUCAAGUGCGGACUGCUGCGGGGCUUCUUCCGGAGGCGGCGGCCCAGGCUGUCUUCCACCAACUCCACCAGGUUCCCCCCAUCACCCUUGGCCUCCAAGCCAGCAGUCUCCGUGAGCAUCAACAACCUGUGUCCCGGCUGUGAGAACGUGAGUGUGCGGAGCCGCAGCAUGAUGUUCGAGCCAGGCCUCACCAAGGGUGUGCUGGGAGUGUUCGUGGCCCCACCACACCACUCACACAGCUCAGCUGAUGACCAGUCCACUAAGGCCAUUGACAUCCAGAAUGCCUACUUGAAUGGCAUCGGUGAUUUCAGCGUGUGGGAGUUUUCUGGGAAUCCUGUGUAUUUCUGCUGUUACGAUUAUUUUGCUGCCAAUGAUCCCACCUCGAUCCACGUUGUGGUUUUCAGUCUGGAGGAGCCCUAUGAGAUACAGCUGAACCAAGUGAUUUUCUGGUUGAGCUUUCUGAAGAGCCUGGUGCCUGUGGAAGAGGCCAUAGCCUUUGGUGGUAAGCUGAAGAACCCACUGCGAGUUGUCCUGGUGGCCACUCAUGCUGACAUCAUGAAUGUACCCCGUCCAGCUGGAGGUGAAUUUGGUUAUGACAAAGAUACCUCAUUGCUUAAAGAAGUUAGGAACAGGUUUGGGAAUGAUCUUCAUGUUUCAAACAAGCUCUUUGUCCUGGAUGCUGGAGCUUCGGGAUCUAAGGACAUGAAGGUACUUCGAAACCAUCUGCAGGAAAUUCGGAGCCAGAUUGUUACUGUCUGCCCUCCAAUGACUAACCUGUGUGAGAAGCUCAUUUCCACGCUGCCUUCCUGGAGGAAACUCAAUGGGCCCAACCAGUUGAUGUCACUCCAGCAGUUCAUGUAUGAUGUGCAGGACCAGCUAAACCCUCUGGUCAGUGAGGAGGACCUCAGGCGUGUAGCCCAGCAGCUCCACAGCAUCGGCGAGAUUAACAUCAUGCAGAGUGAAACCGUACAGGAUGUGCUACUCCUGGAACCCCGCUGGCUCUGUACCACUGUCCUGGGGAAGCUGCUUUCUGUGGAGACACCACGGGCCCUCCACCACUACCGUGGCCGCUAUACUGUGGAGGAUAUUCAGCGCCUGGUUCCUGACAGUGAUGUUGAAGAGCUGCUCCAGAUCCUAGAUGCCAUGGACAUCUGCGCCCGGGACUUGAGCAGUGGCACCAUGGUGGACAUACCGGCCCUGAUCAAGACAGACAACUUGCAUCGCUCCUGGACAGACGAGGAGGAUGAAGUUAUGGUCUAUGGUGGUGUGCGCAUCGUUCCUGUGGAACACCUCACCCCCUUCCCCUGUGGCAUCUUUCACAAAGUCCAAGUCAACCUGUGCCGGUGGAUUCACCAACAAAGCACUGAGGGUGACGCAGAUAUCCGCCUGUGGGUGAAUGGCUGCAAGGUUGCCCACCGUGGAGCUGAGCUGCUUGUGCUUUUGGUCAACCAUGGCCAAGGCAUCGAGGUCCAGGUCCGAGGCCUAGACACAGAGAAGAUGAAAUGCUUCUUCCUGCUGGACUCAGUGUGCAGCACCAUUGAGAAUGUUAUGGCGACCACACUGCCAGGGCUAUUGACAGUGAAGCAUUACCUGAGCCCCCAGCAGCUGCGGGAGCACCAUGAGCCAGUCAUGAUCUACCAGCCCCGGGACUUCUUCCGGGCACAGACCCUGAGGGAGACCUCCCUGACAAACACCAUGGGGGGCUACAAGGAAAGCUUCAGUAGCAUCAUGUGCUUUGGAUGUCACAAUGUCUACUCACAAGCCAGCCUUGGGAUGGAUAUCCAUGCUUCAGAUCUCAACCUUCUGACCCGCAGGAAAUUGAGUCGCCUGCUGGAUCCGCCGGAUCCCAUGGGCAAGGACUGGUGUCUUCUUGCCAUGAACUUGGGCCUACCCGAACUUGUAGCAAAGUAUAACACCAACAACGGGGCUCCCAAGGACUUCCUCCCCAGCCCAGUCCAUGCCUUGCUCCGAGAAUGGACCUCUUUCCCAGAGAGUACAGUUGGCAUCCUCAUGUCCAAACUGAGGGAGCUAGGACGCCGGGAUGCAGCUGACUUUUUACUGAAAGCAUCUUCUGUGUUCAAAAUAAACCUUGAUGUUAACGGGCAAGAGGCCUAUGCCUCAAGCUGCAACAGUGGCACAUCCUACAAUUCCAUUAGCUCAGUGGUUUCCCGGUGAGGGUGGCCUUUGCUUUGG